Messenger RNA from Hipposideros armiger (great roundleaf bat), 2090 nucleotides. RefSeq names its product cAMP responsive element binding protein 3 like 4 (gene CREB3L4). The transcript is spliced from 11 exons. The record is from RefSeq and is a predicted model, not a curated record. Gene Ontology annotation, cellular component: nucleus. Gene Ontology annotation, biological process: regulation of transcription by RNA polymerase II. Bases 544 to 1803 code for a protein of 419 amino acids. NCBI's taxonomy places the organism in Eukaryota, Metazoa, Chordata, Mammalia, Chiroptera, Hipposideridae. Gene Ontology annotation, molecular function: RNA polymerase II cis-regulatory region sequence-specific DNA binding; DNA-binding transcription factor activity, RNA polymerase II-specific.
UUGGGGGUGGGGGGGUGCCUCGGUAAAUCUUGGGCAAUCCUGUUGACUUUUUCCUUUGUUUUCAAUCCUGUGGUGGUCUCCCUCUUAUAAAACCGAUGGCCGGAGAACAGGCACUCAAGCGUCCUGUGCUCCAGUCACAGCCAUCUCUAUCUUUCCUUGAGGAGACACCAAACCCUCGGGAAGAUGUGCUAUCGCUAGGAGAAACUGAGGCAGAAAGGGCGAGGCUGUCUAUGUUUUCCUCAGGUCUGGUUUGUGGACGCUCAGCCUCUUUAUCCCCUGCUCCCAGAGUCAGCACCCCUACCGUGGCUCCCGGCUAGGUGCAACCCACUUUCCUAGUGUCAGGCUGGGGGCGGGGUUUGGCUGGGCAGGUCCAGGAUGCGAGAUCCUGGAGAGAAGAAAAGGUGUACUGUUUGGGGCAGUCAGCAGGCUAGACUGGCUUGGCAGGGCUGGGCUCUUCGGAACAGGUAAUACCCCGGGGGCCUGUUCAUCUGAACGACAGAGAUAAGGCCCGAGGCGAAAUCUCCGAAAUCUUCGGGUGACAGGAUGGAUUUCAGAACCCCUGACCUGCUGGAUGUGUGGCUGGAGCCCCCAGAUGAUGCCUUCUCAACAGGAUCCUUCCUGGAGCUGGGACUCCACUGUCCACCUUCAGAGGUCCCAGUAACUAGGCUACAAGAACAGGGGCUGCAAGCCUGGGAGGCCAGUGGGGGCCAUGGCUAUGGCCUUCAAGAGAGUGAGCCUGAAGAUUUCCCGAAGCUUUUCAUUGAUCCCAAUGAAGUGUAUUGCUCAGAAGCAUCUCCUGGCAGUGACAGUGGAAUCUCCGAGGACCCUGGUCACCCAGACAGUCCGUCUGCCUCCAAGGCACCCAGUUCCCCUGCCCUCUAUGAGGUUGUCUAUGAGGCGGGGGCCCUGGACAGGAUGCAGGGCGAAGCUGGGCCAGCUGUAGGGCUCAUCUCCAUCCAGCUAGAUCAGUGGAGCCCACCACUUACGGUGCCCAAUGCCUGCAUGGUCAGCGAGCUGCCCCUUGACGUCCAUGCCCACAUCGUGCCCAGAGCAGGCGCUGUAAACCCAGUGCCUCCUUCAACCCUGCCUCAGAAGGUUGCCCUGGGCAUGAUCCAGAGCCUGCCUGGAUUAAGGUCCUCGCCCUCACCUCGUUUCAUGCAGCUGCCCUUUCAAGCCUUGUUCCUGACAGAUGAGGAGAAGCGUCUGCUAGGGCAGGAGGGGGUUUCCCUGCCCUCUCACCUGCCCCUCACCAAGGCAGAGGAGAGGGUCCUCAAGAAGGUCAGGAGGAAAAUCCGGAACAAGCAGUCAGCUCAGGACAGUCGGCGGCGGAAGAAAGAGUACAUCGAUGGACUGGAGAGCAGGGUGGCUGCCUGUUCUGCACAGAACCAGGAACUACAGGAAAAAGUCCAGGAGCUGGAGAGGCACAACGUCUCCUUGGUGACUCAGCUCCGCCAGCUGCAGAUGGUCAUCACUCAGACCUCCAACAAAGCUGCCCAGACCAGCACGUGUGUUCUGAUCCUCCUUUUUUCCCUGGCUCUCAUCAUCCUGCCCAGUUUGAGCCCCUUUCAAGGUCUAACAGAAGCAGGGUCUGAGGAUUACCAGCCUCACGGAGUGAUUUCCAGAAAUAUCCUGACUCACAACGAGAUGACAGAUCGGGAGACCCCAGUGGUAGAGUCCAGACUGGGGGGGCCACCGGGGGCCAACGGUGCAAAUGGCUCAACAAGGACACUGCUUGAGAAGAUGGGAGGGCAGACAGGCCCCAGCAGGCACGUCAGAACUGUGCUGCGUGCAGAUGAGAUGUGAAGCUCUGACAGGGGCUGGAACACCUCCUGGGCCACCACCCAUCACAUGAGGGAUCCUGGGCUUCCUACUCAGGGGUCGAAGCAACACCGGGAUGCUCUACAUGUCUGUACCUUGAGGCCCAGUCUGUCUGUUUGAGAGGGCACCUCAAAUACUUUUAUGUAUCUGGGACUUUAUUUCUUCUCUGGAGAUAGGAUUGAGGGGAAACAGAAGUUUUUGCUGAAAAAUAAACUUUUGUUGCUGAAAUCACAUCCCAGAAGUUUCAAAUAAAUAGAAGAAGAAGGGGAAAA